Molecule: messenger RNA, 1881 nt
Organism: Mercenaria mercenaria
Lineage: Eukaryota; Metazoa; Mollusca; Bivalvia; Venerida; Veneridae
Product: heat shock 70 kDa protein 12A-like
Exons: 1
Coding region: 1-1881 (626 amino acids)
Molecular function (GO): ATP binding; ATP-dependent protein folding chaperone
Source: RefSeq, a predicted model, not a curated record
AUGGGAAGUAACCCUAGCAAAAGUACAUUCACUGAUCUUGAAAUCAAGCAAGAAUCUGUUAAUAAUGCUGAUUGUGACUAUACAGCAAAUGAAAAACAUAAUAAUGUUGAUGGUGACAAUACAGCAAAUGAUAAACAGAAGAACGUUGGUGGUGACAAUACAGCAAAUGAUAAACAGAAUAAUGUUGCUGGGCCUUUAGUUGUGAUAGCAAUAGACUUUGGAACUGUAUAUUCAGGAUUUGCAUACUCAUUUCAUGGAAACGAACAGGAAAUAACAUCGGCAAAACACGGAACCUUCCUCGAAGAGGACCGGGUACCAACCAUUAUUCUUCUGAAUCCUGAUCAAACUUUUCAUUCAUUUGGAUAUGAUGCACAGAGAAAAUAUCAUGAAUUACGUGGAGAAGUGAAACAAAACUACUUUUAUAUUGAACAUUUCAAAAUAGCACUUUACAAAACAAAUGAAAUUUCACGUAACAUUGAUAUAUAUGACAUAACUGGAAAAGCAGUUAAAGCAAUGAAGGUAUUUUCUGUGGCUAUUGAAAAUUUGAAAAAUCUUGCAUUGAGGGCAGUAUCUCUUGCAAAGCUUGAUUUAUCAGAAUCAAGUAUUCAAUGGAUGAUUACUAUUCCAGCUAUUUCUUCUGAUUCUGCCCGACAGUUUAUGCGUGAGGCAGCCAGGGAUGCUGGGAUUCCUGAGAACCAGCUGCGUCUUGUCCUGGAACCAGAAGCUGCUGCCUUGUAUUGCCAACGAAAAAUGCUGGUUGUAGGUGAUAGACUUCCAGUUGGAUUUAAGUAUAUUUUGGCUGAUCUUGGUGGUGGGACAUCAGAUUUAUGUGUACAUGAAGUUUUAGACAAUGAUAAACUCAGGGAAGUGUAUAGAGCAACAGGGGAAAUAGCUGGAGGGACCAAUGUUGAUAAUAAAUUUUUGUCUCUUAUGGAAGAAUUAGUAGGUGACCAGGUGUGGGCUGAGUUCCAAUCAGACUAUCCCUCUGCUUACAUAGAUUUAAUUAAUAACUUUCAUAGACAGAAAAAGAUAUUUUCAGCCCACAAGAAAAUGACAAUACUGAAAAUGGAAAAUGCUCUUGUAUAUGUUUUAGAACAAAGAAUGGACAAAACAUUUUCAGAUUUAAUCAAAAUGUCAAAGUAUGUUAAAGAACUGGAAUUUCUUCCAACUGAAGCCAGGUUUAUUGUAUACAGGGAUCUCAUGCAGCUUUUCUUCGAGACUUCAUUAGACAACAUUAUUAAUUUAGUGAAUAAAAUCCUCAAGGAAUGUACUGGUAGUAUUGAUACAUUGAUGCUUGUUGGAGGUUACAGCGAAUCUCCAUAUCUAAGGGAGAGAAUUCAGUCAGAAUUCACUAAUAAGAGAGUUGUCCUUGUAGAAGAUGCUAGACUGGCUGUGUUAAAUGGAGCAGUGACGAUGGGCUGGAAACCUAAAAACAUCAUACAACGUAGGUCAAGGUUCACAUAUGGAGUUGCUGCAAUGAAGCCAUUCGUAGAGGGAGAGCAUCCAGAGAGUCUGAAGUUCAUUGAGGAUGGACAGGUUUGGUGUAAAUUGGUAUUUGAGAAGAUGAUAGAGAAAGGUCAGAUAGUGGAGUAUGGACAAACAUUUAUAUUUGAAGGAUAUAGCACAGUUAGAGAACCAGAGGAGAAACAUAAGGAAAGAGAUACAUCACUGUGGAGAUCUACAAGAGAGAAUCCUCAAUACUGUAUAGAGGAGGAGAAUUGUAGUCUAGUAGGAUAUAUUUUGUGUAAACCUCCACCAGAGGGAUGGCCUGAUUACUGGAGGAGUGAGGCACAUCUCAUAGUGGGGGAGACUGAGUUCACAGUGAAAUAUUUCAAUCUUACAACAGGACACGAGUAUGAAACUCAGAUGGAUUUCUUAUAA